This is a messenger RNA of Owenia fusiformis, 1513 nucleotides long. Lineage: Eukaryota; Metazoa; Annelida; Polychaeta; Sabellida; Oweniidae. The record is from the annotation of a GenBank genome assembly.
CGGAAGUGUGCUAUCUGGUAGACUAUUUUAAAAAUUUCAAAUAAUUUUUGUUUAUUUUAGGUUUUUGUUUCUCCACUUGAGACUGAGAUUGAUACUUUUAUUUAGUAAUCGAUGCAGUGCACACAGCAGUCCUUUGAAUCAUGUCUGAACGUAGGCCAUUCAAAGUCUGGAAUGCUGAACGGACAAUAAAGAAAUCUGUAACUGCAACUAACCUAGACAACUUAAAACAAAAAGCCUGUGAUAAACUAGACAUUGAUGGAAACGUAAGGGUUGUAUUGGAGGCUGAUGGUACAGAAGUUGAUGAUGAUGAUUAUUUUAGCUUUGUUGAAGCAAAUUCAACACUUAUGCUCUUGAAGGAUGGAGAGAGUUGGAAACCUGAAGGUAUGGAGGCUCGGGGCCAAGAUGUUACUGACUUCAUGGUAACAGAUGGUGUUGAAUCUGAUGGUGUAGGGACAGGGGCACUGCUGAAAGUACAGAGUCUAGCUGAUACUUUAAGAUCAGAUAUCUCAAGGAUUAUCACAUUCUCCAGUGAAGAGAUGCAGGCUAUAAUAGACACUCCUAGACAACACUUGGCAGGGUUAUUGAAUGACCCUAAUAUGGCCAAAGCAGUACAGGAGACCUGCCAGGAACAUCUUGACAACAGGGAGCAGACCAAGGAAGCCAUGGAUCUUCUACAACUCUAUCAUAAAGCCAAACAACAUAAACUGCAGCAUAAUAAUGACAAUUCAGCAGCUAAAAAGCCUAAAUUAGACACUUCAUAGACCUUUUGUUGAAUGAUCUUGUCAGUAAAAUCAAUUUGCAUAAGGGAUUUUGUCUUUUAAUACAGUUUAUGAAACAAUCUAAUAGGCUAAACUCAAUCCCUUCCGUUAAUUACCUCAUGUAUAUACGAGGGUGGUUUAUCAAAUUCAUAUUCUGUCAUUUUGACUCAUUGUAGAGUACCUUUAUCAGUUGAUCAGCUGGUUAUAGUGCUAGAAUACUCGAAGUGAAAUAUGUACAUACAUAAUUUAAUCAUAAUUAUAGGAAUAUAUUUUUAAUAAGCAUUUUUGCUUUAUUUAGACAUUUGAUAAAAAUUAUGAAUAUUGGAUAUCAAGUUAAAGUUUGAGUAGAUGUUUCACUUUUACUGUAGAUUGUAGCUUUUGUGUGUUGUUUUCUGUGACUAUUUGAAAGUAUGUUAAUUAGUGUGUAGAGGCAUCAUGUAGCAACAUCAAACUGUCUUUUUAUUAUAGACUGAAGUAUAAAUGGGGAUGUGUUAGUUUUGGUAUCAUCAAACCUCACAAAUCAUCAGUUAAGAAAUAAAUUUUACAGUUAAAAGAAUGCAACCAUACGAAAACUUCUGAACAUUUGGAAACCAAGUAAGUUUAUAAUGUAUAAUUUUCAGUGCCUGGAUAUUGUCAGUUGAGCUUUUUUGUGGUGCUUUGAAUUAUCAGCAUGCAAAUACCACUGGGCCUGGCACAUAAGAAUUAGACUGGCACAUAAGAAUUAGACUGAGUUUUGUUCAAAAAACAUUCACUAG